Cataglyphis hispanica is the source of this 4020-nucleotide messenger RNA. RefSeq names its product putative Dol-P-Glc:Glc(2)Man(9)GlcNAc(2)-PP-Dol alpha-1,2-glucosyltransferase (gene Alg10). The record is from RefSeq and is a predicted model, not a curated record. The coding region runs from base 633 to 2045 and encodes 470 amino acids. Lineage: Eukaryota; Metazoa; Arthropoda; Insecta; Hymenoptera; Formicidae. Gene Ontology annotation, biological process: dolichol-linked oligosaccharide biosynthetic process; protein N-linked glycosylation. The transcript is spliced from 5 exons. Gene Ontology annotation, cellular component: endoplasmic reticulum. Gene Ontology annotation, molecular function: dolichyl pyrophosphate Glc2Man9GlcNAc2 alpha-1,2-glucosyltransferase activity.
AGAGGCAAGACUGCAAAAAGAUAUUCCCAUCUUUUUCUAAUGUAAAGGAAAAGGACUGAAAAAUCGCAAUUUUUUUUCCCUUUCUUCGGACAAAUCUACAUAUAUGGCUAAUACUGAUUUUAUCCUUAUAUAUCUAUUGUUAUUACGCUCUCUCAAUGAAGGUCGUGAAGAUAAAAUAUUCAGUGAAAUGUGAAAUCGGUCAACGUCGCGUGAACGUCGCGCAGUCGCUAUGCGCAGUCGCCAUGCGCAGAAACGCCAGUACGGGCGCCAUAUUGAAAAGUACGAAAGUAUCGAAAGUGUCCGAGGAUCGCGCGAGUAUCGCAAUACGUAUAAUCGAAGCGCGCGAUCGCGACAGCUUUUCUCGCAAUAUUCAGUCGGCUGCUAUCAUUGAGAUGAAACGAAGCGUCGCGUCGCGUUAUUGAUAACGAUUAUCGGGCGCGAGUGAAUGUCGGGAGUUCCGAAUAAAAUGUCGCGCGUUCUCGUUGGUGAUAUCGCGUGAAUUUGUGUGCGUUAAGAGAGCGAGAGAAUGGAAUCCCGAGAUCGCAGCCUGUGAAGCGGCCAGCGAACGACGAACGCAUAAGUGAAGUUUAAUGACGUUUGAACAUAUAUGAAAACGUUUUUUUAAAACAAUCAUGAGUCUAAUAUGUUAUUUCGAUAACAUGAAACUAAACUACAAGAUAUUUAUGUAUUCCACAUUAAUGUUAUUCAUUACAAGUACUAUAUUACUUUUUCUGUAUCUCAAUCAUAUUCAACCACAUUAUUUCAUCGAUGAGGCUUUUCAUAUACCUCAGACAUUACGAUAUUGCGCAUGGAAUUUUACGCAGUGGGAUCCUAAAAUCACUACAUUGCCAGGAUUGUAUCUUAUUACUACUGCGAUAUUAUCACCUUUUAAUAUGUGCAAUAUUACAUAUAUAAGAUGUAUAAAUUUACUUGGAACAUGCCUAAAUCUUUAUCUUAUUUAUAACAUUAUAAAAGAGAAUUGCAAAGCUAAUGAAACAGAGCAGUGGAAUAAUUGGUUGAUACUUACAUUGGCCUACAAUAUUACGCUUUUUCCACCAUUGUAUUUUUGGUGCUUCUUUUAUUACACAGAUGUUGUGUCUGUAAAUAUAGUACUUGCAAUGUUAUUUUUGCACCAACGUAAGCACACAAAAAUGACAGCAUUUGCAGGUUUAAUAGCUGUACUUGUUCGUCAAACAAACAUCAUUUGGCUUGGCUUUUUUACUAUAGAACAUGCAUUAGAUAUAUUUGAUAAUAGGAUGGAAAAACCAAUCUCACCACGAAUGCUCAAUACUCCAUUGCACUUUCGUUUAAUAUGGAAGCAGAUAAUGUACGAGUUACGCAAAGGCCCGUUAUCAUUUAUCAAAUUUAUUACACAAAUAUGCAAUAGUCUAUUUUUUUAUAUAAUGGUAUGCUUGAUGUUUGUUGCCUUCGUCGUGUGGAACAAAGGCAUAGUCAUUGGCGACCGUACCGCUCACGUCGCAACAAUUCACAUUUGUCAGAUAUUUUAUUUUUCGACCUUCGUCUCUCUAUUCUCGUGGCCAUACGUGAUGCCUCAUUGGCGAACGUGUUCGCGUUUUCUUCGUCGAUAUUGGAUUUUUACCAGCUGCGUCGUUGUGUUAAUGGCCGCGGUAAUUCGUUUCAACACGCUCGUUCACUCGUACAUUUUGGCAGAUAAUCGGCACUACUUUUUCUACGUGUGGAAUCGAUUCAUGGGCCGAUACACGUUAUUCAAGUACUUGUUGAUACCGAUUUACUGCGCGAGCCUAUUUGCCAUGUCGCGAAAUAUGAGUCACUUGAGAUUUCUUACACAGAUCAAUUAUAUUAUUUGUGUAGGCAUGAUUCUGAUACCUCAGUUACUGGUAGAACCGCGUUACUUCAUUCUUCCUUACAUCUUUUAUCGCUUAAGUAUGAAAAGGCCGGAAAAAUGGCAGAUUUAUUUAGAAUCGCUUACGAUUUUUACAAUAAAUUGUUUGCAAUUUUUUAUUUUCUCCAGUAAAGUGUUCUAUUGGAAGGAUCAGCCUUAUGGUCAACGAAUUUCAUGGUGAUAUUUAACAUGAAAACAGAUGGGUGUUAAAAAAAUUAUUUCAAUGUUAAUUAUUUUAUCUAUUUUUUCUGUAUACUUAAUUUAAUGGAGGGCAUUAAAUUAUUCAUGAUUGAUCGACAAUUUCGACGAACAAUAAUUUAUUGUUCAUAGAUGAAACUUAUGGCAAUACUGCUAAAUGUUUUUGUACAGUAACAAUUUGUCACCAGAUUUGCGACACGUAUCAUCAAUAUAUAAUAUAUUAAACGUAUUCCUGAUGACUAAAAAUUUUUUGUAUUCCUUAUUUUUAUUAUGCUCCUUCGUAAAUCACUAUUUUUAUCAUAAUAUCGUUUUCUCAGCGAAUAUAAAUGUUAUGUGCGACGGUAUAAAAGAUACCGCAUAUUUUCAUUUUAUAGGAAAUAUUUUUUUUAUUCACAAUAAAGGAUUAUGUAUGCUCUUAAAACAAAACAAAAACCAGGUGAUACCAGGUGAAAUAUCCUUAAAAAUAAAGGACGAAUAUUAGCAAAACGAUUUUGAACCAUUAUAUUCUCUGAGAAUUUGUAUACAUAUAUUAAAUUGAGAAAAAAAAGAUAAUUUGAAUAUAAUAGAUUUUGUUUUUCGUUAAGGUGGCCGCCAAUUCUUGCGAAUCUACAUGGAAUACGGGUAUAUAUAACUUAAUUUUUUUUUUUUUAGAAAUAAAAAGUUGUAUGUACAUUUUUUUCUGACGCAUAUACAUUGUAACUAUGCGGCGUCUGAAUUGCCGGAACUUUGAGCAUUAUUUGCGACGAGACAUCCUCGGCGGCUUGCCUUUGUCAUUUUAACCAAUGUUUUGAAACGAUACAAUCGUAUAUCACAAACAGUUUCGAAUCAACGCGUUAAGUACUCUCUAAGGUUUCUUGAAAUUAAAACUAAGACAUUUUACUUCCUACAUAUUUCCAGCCUUCUAAUAAAACAAAGAUAAUCAUUCAUCUCUCUCUUCAUCUCUCUCACUCUCUCUUUCUACAAUCUAAUCGCGCGAAAAUCGCACAUAUUGCUUGUUGAGUUUAUUGCGCGAACUCUAUCCAUAUGUAAAUUAAUCUGGAACGUAAAUAUCUUCUGUACACAAACCUCCGCACAUUCCAGCAGGAUAUGUGAUGUGGGAGUAAUCUUACCGCAUUCCGCAUUCGACAUUUAAUCGAUUUCAAGAUAGUAUAAUUUUAACGCGUAGAUAUAUGUAUAUAGUUUCUCGAGUUUUGGUGUCAUAAUGACACGAUAUAGUUCACGCUCUAGCGAUAAAUUAUCAUUCACGCGCUGGAGUCUAUCGCUAUAAAGCAUCACACAUUAGAGUAGAUGAAGUAGAUUGCGCCGGAAAAUCAAAGCGUCAUGAAAAAAAUUAUGCUUCUCUCAAAAGAGAUGUGAUUGAUUAGAUUAAAUCUAUCAUCAACACUCUGAUUUAACUAAAUAACAUGAAAUUUUUCAAUGUCGCUUUAAAGACCUUCGAUCGAGAAUAUUACUAGAUAAAUACUAAAUAACAUUAUAAGAGAGGAUAUGAAAUGUAACAACAAAUGAAUCUCUUUUUAUAUCUUAUCAUAGCUUUUUAACACAUUUGUACAGCAGAACACUCCUAAUAUCCAAGAAUUAAUUAAUUAAGCCGAUCGAUGAUUAAUAUUCUAACCAAUGACUUUAUAAAACUAAAUUAUAAAACACGAGAGUUGUCUCGUUUAAAAUAACUAUGUCAUUCUAUUUUUAAAUAAAUUUUCGUAAUGUAAUAUAUAUACGAGAAAAAAGUUAUAGGAAAUUAUAUAUCUGAUCCAGUAUUGGUCGAAUUUUUUUAUAGCGAUAUGUUAUAGUAACAGAAGUAUAUAUUCACAAAAAAAGAGAUUUAUCUCUUUUCAUGAUUCGAUACUUCGAUCCUUUUUCACGAUCGCCAUUCAGACGAUUAGUAUGAGAUUCUUUGGAUUCUGCUCGGUAUAUAGCUUUCUUAUUUCCUAGUUUUUUUUAUUUUUUAUUUAUUUUUUUUU